Messenger RNA from Aspergillus nidulans FGSC A4, 2730 nucleotides. Its product is annotated as dynamin-related GTPase MGM1. Gene Ontology annotation, biological process: membrane fusion; mitochondrial inner membrane fusion; heme transport. The coding region runs from base 1 to 2730 and encodes 909 amino acids. The transcript is spliced from 4 exons. NCBI's taxonomy places the organism in Eukaryota, Fungi, Ascomycota, Eurotiomycetes, Eurotiales, Aspergillaceae. The record is from RefSeq and is a predicted model, not a curated record. Gene Ontology annotation, cellular component: mitochondrial intermembrane space; mitochondrial inner boundary membrane; mitochondrial crista. Gene Ontology annotation, molecular function: phosphatidylserine binding; phosphatidylinositol-3,5-bisphosphate binding; GTPase activity.
AUGAGCGGGAGGAUCCUCUCGCACCGUCUUGUUCCGCUCCUGCGGAAUGGUCUUUUAUCGCGCCAUGUCCACAACGCCGCCGCGCGGACGGGUGGCCUCCUGCGAGCUGAAAGUGGUGCUGCACUGCGCGGUCGCGCCUGGCCUGUUGGGGCAAACUCGAUCCAUAACAAUGUGCCCGCUGUGCGGGCAAUCUCUUUCGCCCGGAUUCUGCCGAAGCUUGCGAGUGAAGCUGUUGAGGGUGCCUGCGAUUAUCAGGCUACACAGGCGGGCAAUUACGCAAUAGACGUGUUUAAACGCGCGGGGGAGACAGCGAGUGAUGCUGCGUCGGGAUUGUUCCAGGGGAUACAAAGCGUCGCUGAGCAGACGCAACGAGGGUGGCAGAAAUCCACAGAGGACAUCGAGGCACCCGAGUGGUUACAGAAAAUACUACGGUUUGACCAGAACUCGCAGGAUGGCGGCUCGUCUAGCGGCGGUGGUGGACAAUCACCGAAAGAGAGCCGGACAGGUGUCGCUGCUGCAGGUGCUGCUGUUGGCACCGUCUUUGGGCAGGAGGACGACGAUAUUCGGGCCAGAAGGGAUGCGGAGAAUGACCAGAUGAUGCUGCUCACUCGGAAGAUGAUUGAGAUUCGGAACAUCCUUCAGUCAGUCGGCCAGUCGGGUACUCUGACUCUGCCCUCCAUCGUGGUAAUUGGCUCGCAGUCUUCUGGAAAAAGCUCUGUCCUUGAGGCUAUAGUUGGACAUGAGUUCCUUCCAAAGGGUUCAAAUAUGGUUACUCGACGUCCAAUCGAACUCACGCUUAUCAACACACCAAAUGCGCAAGCAGAAUAUGGAGAGUUUCCUGCUCUUGGACUGGGGAAGAUCACAGACUUUUCACAGAUCCAGCGGACGUUGACCGAUCUUAAUUUGGCCGUGCCUGAAAAGGACUGCGUUUCCGACGACCCAAUCCAGCUCCAUAUUUACUCGCCAAACGUUCCCGAUUUAUCUCUUAUUGACCUUCCGGGUUACAUUCAGGUGUCCGGACACGAUCAACCACCAGAGUUGAAGCAGAAAAUUGCGGACCUCUGCGACAGGUAUAUUCAGCCACCGAACGUUAUCCUUGCCAUCUCCGCCGCAGAUGUUGAUCUAGCCAACUCGACUGCUCUGCGGGCAAGUCGCCGAGUCGACCCUAGGGGCGAGAGGACGAUUGGUGUGAUUACGAAGAUGGACCUUGUUGAUCCGGAAAGAGGGCUUAGUAUCUUAUCAGAUAAAAAAUACCCUCUACGUCUUGGUUACGUGGGGGUUGUUUCUCGCAUCCCCCAAACCAAUGCUCUAUUCUCUAGAGGAAGUGGAAACAUCACGAGCGCAAUCCUAAAAAAUGAGAACGCUUACUUUUCAGCCCACCCAGCAGAAUUCGGCGCUGAGUCAGGCGUAUCCGUGGGUGUCUCGACUUUACAGAAAAAACUAAUGCACGUUCUUGAACAAACAAUGGCAUCAAGUCUAGCGGGUACUAGGGAUGCUAUCAGUCAGGAACUAGAGGAAGCGACUUACGAGUUCAAGGUCCAGUACAAUGACCGACCUCUUAGCGCAGAGUCAUACCUUGCCGAGAGCCUUGAUGGCUUCAAGCAUUCCUUUAAAGCAUUUGCCGAAAGCUUUGGCCGUCCCCAGGUCCGGGAAAUGCUAAAGGCCGAGUUGGACCAGCGCGUUAUGGACAUUCUGGCACAGAGAUAUUGGAACCGGCCAAUUGACGAUCUGACUCCCCCCAUGGCUGAGCCAGACCCUCUUAGCGAUCUGCCUAAGGCAGAUCCGGAGUCACUAUACUGGCACCGCAAGCUCGACGCCUCGACGUCGUCUCUCACAAAGCUUGGAAUCGGCCGACUUGCUACAACCGUUGUGGCGAAUGCGAUCCAAAGCCAUGUUGAGCGUCUCAUCGCCAACUCUACCUUUGCCGCCCACCCUUAUGCCCAAAAACAGAUUGGCGAUGCCUGCAACAGUAUCCUCAAUGACCGGUUUUUCAGCACCAGCGACCAGGUCGAGAACUGCAUCAAACCAUACAAGUAUGAGAUUGAAGUUGAAGAUCCCGAGUGGACUAAAGGGCGGGAAAAUAUCAGCAAAACGCUGAAAGAGGAACUAAGAGCCUGUGAAGCGGCAUUAAAAAAUGUCGAAGACAGUGUCGGGAAAAGAAAACUCAAAGAUGUCAUCUCCUUCAUCGAUAAGGUUCGGAAAGGAGAAGUUAUCCUUGACGGCGACGGCUCUGGCGGUGCAGGCGGCUUUAGCGCAUCUCUCAUAGCACGAGGCCGGGAAGGCGUCUUCCUCCGCGACCGCGCCGACAUCCUGAAGAUGCGGCUUCUUGCCAUCCGGUCCAAGCAAUGCGCUACCAAAAAUAACAAAUACUACUGUCCCGAAGUCUUCCUCGACGUCGUCGCGGACAAGCUCACCUCCACUGCCGUCCUCUUCCUGAACGUCGAGCUCCUCUCUGAAUUCUACUACAACUUCCCACGCGAGCUAGACAUGCGUCUUGGCCGCCAUCUCUCUGAUGCAGAGGUUGAGCGCUUUGCGCGCGAGGAUCCGCGCAUCCGUCGUCACCUGGACGUAAUUCGUAAAAAGGAGCUUCUCGAACUCGCCUUGCAGAAGAUAGAGAGUAUUCGGCAACUUGAUGGGCGUGGAGCAGGGAAGGCUAGGGGUUUGGAUAGGGAGAGGCCUUUGGGUGGUAGUGGGAAGGGUGAGAGAGGGAGGGGUUGGAAUAUCUUUUGA